CACGUGUGGGAAAACAUUAUCAGAAACCAGCUCGAUUUAAGUAGAAACUCUGAUGUCAUAAUUCUUAAUCACGCUGUAAAGACAUCUAAAUUGUUCAGUGCGGUUCUUGAAUGCACCCCACUUCCUCAGUGUGCCAGUGCACUUCAGGAAAGGUUUUAUUAUUGAAACUCUAGUUCAGUCCCGUGACAACCGACAACAGAGUCUAGCUGUAAGUGGCAUGCCUUUAGAGUUGCCUUUUAGGCACCAUAGCGUAAGGUAAAGUAGUGUUUUCGGUUAUUUUAGGCACACCCGUUAAGUUCUCUUGUAAUGAAACAUUUAACGAGGAAGAGCAGCAGCAGUCAGUCACGCUAGCUAGUGUAGCACGCGCACUGUAACCAAGGAAACAAAAACGGAAAGAACACAAACGGCUGAUGGCGCGUUAGCGUUACAUUUAUUGUUUGUAAAAAAUGGAUUAUGAUCACACAAUGACAAAAACACGACCCGAUUCUUCCGAGUCUCCGGCUGAAUCCCCUGAAAGUAUUGGGAACACCAACAGGGGCGUGAAUGCAUCUCCUUCCUGUUACUAUGAUUCGUUGAGUCCCUCACAAACAGGAUAUGCUAAAAAGGAAUUUAUUAUGAUGGCACCUGAAGAAAAGCUCAAACACUUUGACAGCCGAGCCCAGGCCUUUGAAGACAACCUAGAGUUUGAUGCUUGCAUCCAGGACCUGGUGCGCUGUGUGGCUCUGACUAGGCUGGUAUAUGGGGAUGGACAUCUGAAACUAGCCCAGGCACAUGCCAGACUGGCUAAAGCAUAUUUCCAGUUCAAAGGCUGGGGACUGCAGGCCCAGGAGCACUCUGCCCUGGCCAGAGAGCUGCUGCCUUUCUGCUCCUCCAUCUCCUCCUGCAGAGGUGAAAAGCUUGAUGUUCUCCAGUGUGUCCUGAACGUGCACAUCACACAGGGAGGCGCUUCACUGCUUAAAGCCAAUCUUGAGGAGGCAGAAUCCUCUUUUCUGGAGGCAGAACAAGUUAUUGAGGAGCUUCAUCAACAGGGUGGCAUCAACCAGGAAGAGAAGAUGAAGACUGAGCUGGAAAUCUCCACGGGUCUAUCCAGGGUCUAUAGGAGACAGAACAGACCAGAGGAGGCCUUAAGCCAGUGUCAGAAGUCUCUGCAAGGGCUGAAGGACUGUGGUAAGCCAGAGAAGACAUGUUUGGUCUAUCGGGACAUGGCCGCCAUUGAAGAGGGCAAAGGUCAUUUGGACCGAGCCAUAGAGCAUCUCUCCAAGGCCCAUGCCGUUGCUAUGAGUCACAGCCCAAAGGAGCUGGAGGGGGCUCAGAUCUCCCACAGCCUGGCUCUCAUCCUUUCUGCUGCAGCAGAGCCCCACCACAAUGAUUCUGCAGGUCACUACUUUGAGCAGAGUCUAAGUGCAUACAAAAACUCUGCAGGAACACAGGAUCCAGCUUUUCUCACGACCCAGGAUGAUUUCUGUCGUUUCCUCCUACUCAGUGGCCAGCAAGAGAGAUGUGUGGAGAUCCAGAGAGCCUCUCUCGCUACAAAGAGAUCUACUUUUGGUGACCUGAGUGCUGAGGUAGCAGACACCCUUCAGCUGAUAGGAAGUGUGGAGAUGAGUGAGGGCAGGGUGACGCAGGCCCAUAGGACCAUGACAAAGUGCCUGAAGAUCCAGAGUUUGUUGUACAGUCCUCAGCACAAGAAGACCAAAGCUACACAAAAGGCUGUGGACAUGCUGGCGCGGGCACCAGAGGUGGCUGAGAGACAGCAGAGGCAUGGUAGAAGGAAAUCAAAACGUCACACACUUUCAGUUGUACCAUCUGCUGGGAAUGAUGGAAACUUAAUGUCUGACUCGUAAAAUUGAAUAUUGAAUAUUUUUAUAUUUUGUCAAUACAAUGAUCUUUCCGGUUUGGACCUAGAACUACUGACAUGUAGUUAAACAUUAAAGAAGUUUGUCUGUCUUUUAGAUCAGUGGUCCCCAACCACCGGUCCGGUCCGUGGGUCAUUUGGUACCGGGCCGCACAAAAAGAUUGAAUAAAAAAAUAUUUUAUUUUGAAAAA
This is a messenger RNA of Cottoperca gobio, 2046 nucleotides long. RefSeq names its product tetratricopeptide repeat domain 23 (gene ttc23). Bases 447 to 1844 code for a protein of 465 amino acids. Gene Ontology annotation, molecular function: protein binding. The transcript has 11 exons. The record is from RefSeq and is a predicted model, not a curated record. NCBI's taxonomy places the organism in Eukaryota, Metazoa, Chordata, Actinopteri, Perciformes, Bovichtidae.